CUCAUUCUCCCUCUCUCCAGGGGCUGUGUCAUCCAGCAGCCCACCGACCCUCCAGGUAGAGAUGGGGGGUUCUCAGAGCGUGGAAAUCCCGGGCGGAGGAUCUGAAGGAUACCACGUCCUCAGAGUCCAAGAGAAUUCCCCUGGCCACCGCGCUGGAUUGGAGCCGUUCUUUGACUUCAUCGUCUCCAUGUCAGACACCCGACUGAACAAAGACAACGACACGCUGAAGGAGCUGCUGAAGGGCAGCGUGGAGCGGCCCCUCAAGAUGCUGGUGUACAGCAGCAAGACCCUGGACGUCAGGGAGGCCUCCGUCACCCCCAGCACCCUGUGGGGGGGGCAGGGCCUGCUGGGGGUCAGCAUCCGCUUCUGCACCUUCGACGGCGCCAACGAGAACGUCUGGCACGUGCUGGAGGUGGAGGCCAAAUCUCCGGCGGCUCUGGCGGGCCUGAGACCCCACUCGGACUACAUCAUCGGGGCCGACUCGGUCAUGAACGAGAGCGAGGAUCUGUUCUCGCUCAUCGAGGCGUACGACGGGAAGGGGCUGAAGCUGUACGUGUACAACACCGACACAGACAGCUGCCGCGAGGUGGUGAUCACCCCCAACUGCGACUGGGGCGGGGAGGGCAGCAUCGGCUGUGGGAUCGGCUACGGCUACCUGCACCGGAUACCCACGCUGCCUUUCUCCGAGGGCAAGAAGAUCAGCUUCCCUGCCCCGACGGCCAGCGGAGCGGCGGCACCACCUAAGGAUGGCUUCACAGAGGUUCACCUGUCGGCCGUGAGUGUCACGGCCUCACCUGAUGCGUCUCCGUCUGUGGGUGGGGUCACCGUCAGCUCCGCCCAGCCGCCCGCCCUCAGCGCCUUCCAGACAGGUUUAAUGCCUUUACCCGGACGCCUCCCUCCCCUCCCUCCCCUCCCUCCCCUCCCACCCCUCCCCAACCUCAACAUCACCUUGCCGGAGUUGAGCAGGCUCUCGCUACAUGGCGUCGGCGGGCUUCCCCCUGCAGGUCUCCCCCCGCUGGCUCCGCUCAACCUGCCCCCUCUGGUCCCGGGGGCGACCCCCCCCCUGUCGGAACGGGUCCUUCCGGGCGCCGGGGCCCCGCCUCCGACGUCCGGCGUUCAGGACCCCGUCGCCAUGGCGACCCCACCGCUGUCCUACCCCUUGGUCCACGGCUUCCCCCAUCAGUACAGCGCGCCGUCGUCAGGGGCGACGCCUCACCCGGGAAACGUCACCGUGUCGUCGUAAUGGACGCUCAGUUUACAACACCGAUCAAUACACUAAUCCCCCCCCCCCUCCAAACACACGGUUUCGCCGGUCGUCGUAAAAAAUGUGUUCAAGCGUGGGGCGCCUGGUUAUUUAGAUAUUUAUAAUGAGCCGAACCCUUUGGCUUUCUUCCCACUGGUCUCAGUAAUCAUUUAGUGAGGAUGGCUGGACUGAAGAUUAAAGUAUAAGGUUUGAGGAUUAUGGGAUAGCAUGCCGGAAUGCAAGGUUACCGCAUAACACUCGAACCGGAGUCCAUUUCAUUCCUGGCCCCUUGUGAACGUGCUCGUCACGUUACCGCAACCCAGCCAAGUAUUUUAAAAAAGAAACUAUUUAUGGUGAUUAAGUGCCAGAAUUCUUCAGGAGACGUUAAAGGUUUAUAUUUACUUUGCUGUAUAUCAUGUUUAGCUCGGGGAUCUUGUAUAGCGGUUCACUUCAUUAAGUGGUUUUCCUCAUAAUUCUUGUUGAGCCAAGUGUUCCUGGACAGGAUGGGGAAUUUUUCUCAAGUACACGACACUUGACUCAAGCAGGCUGCUGUCCGUGCCUUUAUACACGAUUAGGCUACAACUAUUGAAAGUAAACCGCAGUACCGCUCGGACACCACACGAUGGCAGCAGAAGCUCAGGAGUGACGGCAGGACCCCGCAGUUGACUAUGAAUGACGAUGAUUGUAUUGCAGUGAUCGAUAAUAAAGCAGUUGUGCUUGA
Messenger RNA from Gadus chalcogrammus (walleye pollock), 1964 nucleotides. RefSeq names its product Golgi reassembly-stacking protein 2-like. The record is from RefSeq and is a predicted model, not a curated record. Gene Ontology annotation, molecular function: protein binding. Gene Ontology annotation, biological process: Golgi organization. Gene Ontology annotation, cellular component: Golgi apparatus. NCBI's taxonomy places the organism in Eukaryota, Metazoa, Chordata, Actinopteri, Gadiformes, Gadidae. The transcript has 9 exons. The coding region runs from base 62 to 1243 and encodes 393 amino acids.